UUAUUCAAAAUUAAGCUUAUUUUGAAAUGACUGUGACUAGCAGUUGAAGCAACAGAACGAACCAGUGGUGUCAAUAAAAAUGGAUGGUUUUAAAAUAGACCAUCACUCAUUAGAAGAAGCAGAACACUCUGCUCCAGCAAGUCAGCACCAUGAAGAGAAGAAAGAAGCUCAAGUGAUUUCUCCACGUCGUUUAAGAGAUCGUGAGCUUUUGAAGAGAAAAAAAGAAGAGUCCAGGGAGAAAGAUACUUACUUGUGGGUUUUUGGUGAACAGACCCAGACCAGAAGUAAGCGCCCUCGGCAAACUAGGGGCACUGGCAGCAGGAGAAGAAAGCAAGUUAUUGAACCUGAGCCACAGCUAGAGCCACAGCCUGAACCUGAACCAAAUAAUGAACCAGAUCACAAACACGAGCAGGCAGCUGAACCACAGCAUGAACCUGAACCAAAUCAUGAAGAUGAGCAAGCUGCUGAAGCACAACAUGAACCUGAACCAAAGAAUAAACCAGAUCACGAGCAGGCCACUUAUUGGCAGCAUGAAUUUAUUUCUGAAAAUAAGUUAGCAUUAGGGUAUGAUGCCCAGCAAGUUCUCAGCCAGCAAGAACCUCUAGAGCAUCUAGAACAUCAUGAAGAUCCAGUUGUAUCAGCAACCGAAGGAGAAACUGCAGAAGAGACAUAUGCUGUACACGAAGAAGCUGAUGGACACUUUCAGCGAGAAAUCACCUCUUUAAUUACAGAUAAAGAAGAGGUGGCCGAGGUGGAGCCUGAGCCGCUUAUUGCUCCAUCUGAAGUUCUCAAAUUUCCUGAGCAAGAGGAGCAUCAAUACUACACUCCACUACUUUAAGUUUCUAAUAAUUAUCCAGGUCAUAGUAGGGUUCAUUGAAAACCUUUUUUGUGUUUAUAAAAAAAGAUAAUAUACAGCAUUUUCUAGGAAAUGUUAGGUUUUGAAGUCUGUAAGUUGUAGAAUGACUAUUGUGUGUUUAGAAAUACAUUUCUAUAUAAGAAUGACAGUUAUGACCAUACACCUCCUUGUUAAUAUGUGAGAUAUUCAAUAAAUAGUUUCUACUGAUUUACAUUUCA
Molecule: messenger RNA, 1074 nt
Organism: Rana temporaria (common frog)
Lineage: Eukaryota; Metazoa; Chordata; Amphibia; Anura; Ranidae
Gene: HEMGN
Product: hemogen
Exons: 4
Coding region: 80-838 (252 amino acids)
Source: RefSeq, a predicted model, not a curated record